Sardina pilchardus (European sardine) is the source of this 10336-nucleotide messenger RNA. RefSeq names its product dynein heavy chain domain-containing protein 1-like. Gene Ontology annotation, molecular function: minus-end-directed microtubule motor activity; ATP binding; dynein intermediate chain binding. The transcript is spliced from 37 exons. The coding region runs from base 1 to 10002 and encodes 3333 amino acids. Gene Ontology annotation, cellular component: sperm flagellum; inner dynein arm. Lineage: Eukaryota; Metazoa; Chordata; Actinopteri; Clupeiformes; Clupeidae. The record is from RefSeq and is a predicted model, not a curated record. Gene Ontology annotation, biological process: flagellated sperm motility.
AUGGACAAGACACAAGCCACCAUGUCUGUUCCUGACGCACCUUCCAAAUUCCCAAAACUGACAACGGAUUACCCGGCAGGCCUUGUCCCCUUACCAGGUCCUUGGUCCAACCUGCCCCUAAUUGGUACUGUAGACAAAUCAAACCUGGCACCUCACUCACCACCCGUGUCGAUGGUGGAGCUUCCACGGAUGGUGUCCACAGUGGGCCCUGAGUUGGCUUCUGGUGAGUCCUUAUGGAUGGAGGGCCCUUUGGUGAUGCCGUCAGUGUUGGGAGCAGACAUUCCUAUUAAGGUUGAGCGGUCAUCGCGUGAGGAUUCAGCAGUAGACAGUUUCACAGAUGACAGAGCUUACAAACCUAAGUGCAGUGAUCAAGGCAAUAAGACAAUAUUGGUAAAAGGGAGCAAGUCCAAAUCUAAACCACUCACUGGUGUUGAAGCUGUAGAAAUCCUGGCAAAGAAGCGGCACCUUGGAGAGUUGCAGUUCUACCACUUUCACAAGGUGGAGAGUGUGCAUUUUAGGCCUUAUGAUUUGCAGAUGGUUCCCAGUAAUAAGGCUGGGACAGAUUACUACAUCUUUUCACCGUUCACUGUGAUGCAUGUCCAGGAUGGCUGCAACACAACAGUCCUGUCACUGGCGGAGUGGUACAGAGAGGCCGUGCUCUGGCGGAGUCUCAGAGACAUUCCAUUUUUCCGAGACUGUUUACUACGCAAGGCUUUUACCUGCAGGUGGCAGAGGAAUGUACGUCGGAUGACAUUCCAACGCAGGGCCAUCCUGCUGCAGGAGCAGCUCCCCAUAGCUGUGCCUCACUUCAGAGAUGCUCUCCUCCAAAUGUCAAGAUUAAUUGAAGAGUUGAAAGAGGUUCACUGGCUACCGCAGGAUGUCUCCAAGAUGUACACACUUGUUGACUUUCAGAUGGCUCUCAAUGAAAAGAACCAAGAGUCUCAAGUGUUUCUGGAGAAGUUCCUGCUGUAUCGCUCAAUGAUAUUGAGCAUGGUACAUGAGGACAGUUAUAUGGCCCACCAGGAGCUGCAGCUCCGUAUAAAGCAGUGCCAGACCAACCAGCGCAGCCAACCCCUGCACCAGCUGCUGGAGCAGCAGAGCAGCCUUCAGAGGGACCUUGCCCAUGCCGAGUCCAUCCUGCAGCGGCUCGGUAACAUGGCCUCUCUGGUGGACUGCAUGAUUGUGCAAAAUCUGGUUACCAUAAUUCAUCGUGAAGUCACGUCUUUCCUCCAUGUAGUUUUGAAGAGAGAGAGAGCUGAGCAGGUCAGUCUGUUUCAAGGAGAGCUCAUCUUUGGAGCAGAUGACAAGUUGACAAUGUUCCCACCACUUCACCUGUUUAAGGAUGUUUUACAUGGCGCAGUGUCAUCAGUUGCAGAUUUGAUUAUGCAGACAUUUGAUUCCUGUAGCCGUCUGGCUGACGGUAUAUCGACCAGCAGUGAAGUGACUACUGUGAAGGCUGGCUUUACUCCAGAUGUCAGUCUAAGUCACAGUGCAGGGGAGACCAUGACCUCAGCUCUGGAGCCAAAGAGCGGUGUGUUAACAGGUGUGAGCAGCACAUACCCCAAGCGUGAAGCGUGUGUGCUGGGUAGCAGUCUAGUGCUGCCCCACCAGCCUCCCCUGAUGCUGCGGGGUCAGAGGUUGCGGGGGCAUUACUUCCCCCUCUCCCAGAGACAGCUGGAGUGGUACCUGGGCCUCAGUGCCACCGUGGAGGAGGUCGUGAGAGAACAGGCCAAGAUCAUGCAGGAUGCUCAGGCAGAAGUACAUACGCUUGGACCAUUGUUGAACUCUAUUGAAGAGGAUUUCCUCUCCUUGGUAACAGAGGAGAUUCAGCUGCGCUCUGAGAAUCUGAUCUCGGAGCUCAAGAGUGUUGUGGAUGGCCUGCAAGCUCAGCCUACUGACUUCAAUGACUUUACUCAUUUUGCCAGCAUGGUGGAACGCUGUAAGAAGAUGUCCGAAGACGCACAGCCACAGCUGGAGUACAUCCAUUCCCUCCAGGAGACCCUCAGCAGGAACUUCAGACGCAUCACUCCUGAGGAGGUGGCACUGGAGGAACAGGCAGAGGAGACAGUCAGCCAUUGUCUGCCCUCAAUGGCAAACACCCUUGAUAACAGCUUCCAGUCCCUUAAGCAAGACCUAGAGGACAUGGUGUCAGGUGCAACCAUGGCUGACUACCUGGAUCCCAACCAGAAUGCUGCACAGUUUGCGGUGGCAAAAGCUCAGGAGAAGUUGGAGAAAUUCCAACCGGUGGACAAGAUAUUCCGAAAGAUGAUUCAGAUAAUACUGAAUGACCCUCAAGUACUGAACAUUGUGCAGCAUAAUAAGAAUACACAAUCAGCUCACUCCUUCCAGGGAAACAGUUUGCGCGAGCUCAUCACUGAUGGACUGUCGACUAUGGAUAAGAUAUCCUGUGAACUGACCUAUCGCCUGGAUGCACCACGGAGGGCAUUUCCCAGGUUAUUCUUUCUCAGCGAUGCUGAGGUGAUCAAACUGCUGUCACUGCAUCCAACACCCAUGACCCUACUGCCAGUGGUGCGCAAGUGUUUCCAAGGAGUGCGCUGGCUUGAAGUAGACAGCAAGGUGGACAUACCCACAGGACAAAAAGUUGUUAAUCCUAGCAAUGGGAUAGAUCUAAUCUCAACAGACUUUGCCAGAAGUAAGGAACAAGCGGAAAUGAAUGACUCUAGUACCGUGGCAUCUCUAACUGACUUGCUGUCUCAGUUCCCUCUGCAAUGCCUUUUGGUGUCAGAGGAAGCCAGGUGGUGCAGUGAUGUCCAGAAAACCUUUCAGAGCACAAGCAGAGUCAAAUGGGAGCGUGUCAAAAGCAGUCUAAUGAAAUAUCACUUUCAAAAUGACAAAGAGCCACUGUUAGGCACGCAAGAGAGUCUUUGCAAUGCUGAAAGAUCAUGCUAUGUUGAGAUUUUGGGAGACAAGCUCACCUAUGGUUAUGAAUAUGUAGGACCUGAGAACUGGAUGAUAGUAAGCAGUCCCAGCACAGAUCGAGCUGUCUUGGGAAUCCUACUUGCCCUCACCAACUAUAGGUGUGGGUUCGUCAGUGGGCCUUGCAUGUCUGGAAAGAGAAAGACUGUGGUUAACUUAGGGCAAGCUUUAGGACAGCAUGUGGUUACAUUAAAAUGUCAUACCAAUACGCACCCAUCUGUUGUUGGCCAGAUGUUGUUGGGUGCUCUGAAAACUGGAUCAUGGCUUGUGCUGCAAUCAGUUGACUCUUUGACCCAGGGAGCUCUGUCGGCAUUGGGACAGCAACUAUCAGACAUACAUCAGUCCUUUUUAUCUGUUCUUGGCCACUCUCAGUCAAACAAGGACACCGGGCACUGGUCAAAUGACAGGUUUGAAGACACGGUUGGAUACAGACUCAGCAAACCUGAUAUGGUGGAGGGUCGGAUGGUUUUCACAGGGAAGUCCAUUUCAGCAAAGCUCAGCUAUGGCUGUGUUGCCAUCUCAUCAAACAGCUACUCAGUUGAGAUGCCAGAGAAUUUAAGAUUUGCUACCCGGCCUAUCUCAUUAACUGUACCAGAUUAUGUCAUCAUUAUGGAGUAUGAGAGGCAUGCCUAUUUGCUGGAAUUGCUGGUGGAUGCCAAUCAGCCAACAAUUGUUGUCGGGGAGACAGGGUCAGGGAAGACCACGCUCUGCCAGUCUGUUCUCAAUCAAGGCAGACAGCUCAUUCGAGUCCCUGUCACCCCUCUUCUUCACAUCCCUGGCCUGAGGAAAGCUCUAGAGAACAUGAGAUGCCAACAGUCCCCUGCGGAGAGAAAGGGGAAGAGCAUGAAUCAGUCUGGAAUGUUACUGUUUAUUGAUGACCUCCAUGAGGCCCCCCUUGUAUUGGGUCCGAAGGCCAAUGUGCUCAAUAUCGCUCGCCUCUGGAUGCACGAGUGCUUACGAACCUUUGGGGAUCGCUUAAGCUCUGAAGAGGACAUUCAAACAUUCAUCAAGCUUUUGGCAGAAGUGUCAGAAGGACACUUUGGUAAAAGAUUAGCUGCUGAGCCUCUGACAGACAAACAGGACACAUCUAGAUCUGCAUGUGCAUCACCACAUGCAGGAUCUGUGGGGGCUAAGUCAACAGACUCAAAGCAGAAACAGGCAGUAGAUGGUAACACACUAAUCAAGGCCUUGAAUAGAUCUCAAUUGUCUGAAAAAGUACACCGUAAGGAGAAAUCACUCUUCAGUAGCUCAGACUCGAGUAAUGGAAGUGACGAGGACACAUGUGGUGAAAAGCCUGCGAAAAGCAAUGCGGCGAUAACCCCCAGAAGGAAAAGAUAUGUGGAAAAAGGCAAUAAGACAGAUGAUUCACAAGAUGAACAGCUGGACCCUACAUUUCAAGCACCAAAGUUGAACACGAUGCUGACCAUAUUGAAAAGCCCGAUGUUGAAGAAGCUUCGUAAAAAAAAUCAACUGCUGAAAGAGCAGGUCUGUCACAGUCCUUGGGUAACUAAUGUUGAUUCUGUUCCUCCCCUCCAGUUCCUUAAAGGCAUGAGAGCCACCAUAUAUAGUGCAGUAUUCUGCCCAGAACUCCCAGAGCCCCUCAACUCUGUUUCACAGCACAAUAACUUCAAACGCAACUCAGUAUACCAGGAAAGACGCUUGGACAUACUGGCACAACAGCUAGCACUCACUGUAAAGGGCAGAGAACAGGAGGAGGAGACUGAGGGCAAUGAUCAGUGGGCAUGCACUGCCAGUUAUGCGGUAUACAAAGCAAGGGUGCGGCAGCUCAGUCACAUUCUGCGUGCCUUGCUAAUACCUGGUGGACAUGGGGCUCUCCUCUGCAAUGCCAAGGGCACAGGACGCAAAACCACAGUGCGUUUAGCAGCCCUUCUGUCUGGGUACAAGCUGAUGGAGGUCCAUGGGAGGAAUGAGGACAAGUUUAGGGAAAUGCUCAGGGAUGCAGGAAGCCUCACUGGCAUGCAGGGCGUUAAAAUGAUAUUGCUGGUCCAUGAAAAUAUCAGUCAGGCCGUCAUGGAUGAGCUUCUCAUGGUAAUGGCAAGUGGAAGUGUGCCAGACCUUUACUCAGAAGAAGAUCAGAAAGAUUUGAUUCAGAGGAUCGUUACCUCCGGGAACAGUUCACGAAGUCGGCUAAAGGAUGAUCAGGCACUUGAUAAAUACUUCAGAAAUAUUCAAAGGAACCUUCAUGUAUUCUUGCUCCUGCCCUUAAUUAAAGAGGAUGCUGACAGAUCUGUCAAGUGUGCUGUACUUUCAGCACAUAUUAAAAAAGCGCUGAGUCUUUGCCACUGUGUAGAAAUCUACUCACCUUGGACAGGUCAAGAUUUGGUUGAGAUUGCCCAUCACCAAUUUAAAAACCACCCCCUAAAUGCUGGCAGUGAAGUCGACAGAGACACCUUAACAGCCAGCAUAUCUUGGGCUAUGGCUUGUAUUCAUCAGUCAGCUGUGAGAUAUGCCGCCAACUACCUUCCAGGCCAACAACCAUUUACCUCUCAGAAAUAUGUGGAGCUAAUAGCACACUACCUCCAGCUCUGUAGCCAAAUGCGUACCCAAGGCCAAGGCCAUGCCAAUAGGAUGGUUACGAUUCUUUCACGUGUGCGGGAUAUUGCAGACAUAGCUCAACAAAGCAGACAGCAAGUUAUCACUCUGAAGGACAGAUUGAAGACUAUGCAGAAGGACCAUGCUCUGUUGCUACGAACUCAAGAAACAGAACGCACAGUGUGUACCCGGACGCGUUGGCACUCCACCCUGGAGAAAAGCCGCCUUGAUGAGUUAGAGGAGCAGGCUCUCAAAGCCAACAAGCAGGUUGCAGAGGCUUUAAAUCAGGUGACCCAACUGUACAAUAAAACAGUAAAUGCUCUGAAAAGUUUAAGUCAAGUUGACUUGGAAGAGGUCAGGGGAUACCGUUGCCCACCUGAAGGAGUGGUGUUGGUCAUGGAUGCAAUAUGCAUGAUCUUUGACCGCCCCAGAAAUUGGGAAAGUAGCAAAAAGCUCCUGGGGCAACCUCAUUUCUUUCAGGAAUUGGAAUUUUAUGACCGCAGAAGCAUUGACGACAAACUUUACAAGAAGCUCUCCACUAUCAUGCUCAUGCCGGAGUUCCAGCCUGUUGUGGUGCGCUCCAAGAGCCGCGCCUGCGAAUCCAUCUGCAACUGGGUGCGGGCGCUGUACGAGCACGCCACCGUGAUGCGCAGCAUCGCUCCGCAGCAGGUCCAGAAGAAAGAGAUGGACGCCAGCGUGGAGGAGAGCCGCAAGCACAUGCAGGAGGUCUGCAUGCAGGAGGAGUUUGCCAAGGAGCGCUACGAGGACGUGCAGCGCAGGAUCGAGGCCAAUCGCCAGGGCAUGGAGGAGGUGUCCAUGCAGGUGCGGUUGAAGGACGUGCAGGAGCGGGAAGCGACCAACACCCUGAAGCAGAUUGAGUACCACAUAGCUAAAUGGAAUGCUAGAAAAAAGGAAAUAGAGAUGAACUUUCUCACAAUUCCUGGUGAUGCCCUUAUUUUGGCGGCUGUUAUCACUUACUUUGGUCCAUUUGGAUCCGAUGUCCAAAUGGAGCUCCUUGAUAAGUGGCGUGAGCUGUGCCUUCAUGGUCACACCAAGUCCAACCCAAUAAUAACUGACUCUUUGGAGAGCUCUUUGUAUUCCCCUCCGGCCUUCGCCAUUCCAAUGGACAAGCAUCUGCAAAAGACUUUAGCAAGGACCGUAGGAGAUGAGCAGUGCGUGGAUCUGUGUGUAUCUCCAGGCUCUGUCAUAAAGUUGCUUUUAUGGUUCUAUAGAAGUGGUUGGGCCCCGUGUUGGCCUUUACUAGCUGACAUACAGCAACAUGAAGAAUUCCGUUCACAGUGCAUGGGAGUUAAAGGUAACGUUGAUGUGGAGAAUGAGUAUGGACUGGUUGUCAGUGCGGAUGACCCAAAUCUUUUGGACAAACUGAGUCACGGAGCAGAGAACGGACUAAAGGUGAUGGUGACUCAUACUGAGCGUCUUGUACCCAGCCCAGAGUUUUUGGAGUUCCUGGUUCAGCCAUCCGGUAGCCGAGCUCCUGGUUUCAUUUGUCCUGUCCGGUCCUCCAAUCCCGAUUUCUGCUUGUUCUUCAGCACCCCACUAUCAGUGCGGUCCGUGCUAAGGGAGAUUCAUCCUGCGAUAUUGAAGGAGGUUCAGGUGAUUGAUCUGUCUCUGAGCUCGACUGAACUGAAAGAGCUCAUGAUGAGUGAAAUUCUACAGUCAGAAAACCCAGACCUGUGGACGCAGCACUUCCAGAUCAGAAGCAAAAAACAGUCACUGGAGGACAAGUUACACCAUGAGGAGAUGUCGCUCAUGGAGUACGUUCUCCAGUCCUUCACGCCUCUUCAGCAGGACCUUGCCUUCCUCCCACGUGUGGCGGCCUGUCACAAGGCCAGUCAGAUGUGGCAGGGCGACAUUGAACAGUACUCCCAAGACCUCGAGUGCCACAAGCCGCUGCUGUUGCACUACCGCUACAUCACGGACCUGGCCGUGGCCUUCUACCGGGCGCUGCAGCAGGUGGCCGUCCUGUCCCCCCUGUACCUGUUCACCCUGAGCAACUUCCUGACCGCCUUGCACCACACCCUCCUGUCCAAGGGGCAGCCCAACUUGUCGUCCGGCAGCGAGGGCUCUGCGGUGACCAAGGUGACCAAGCGGCUCGUGCUGCAGCUGAUGACGCACUACCGGCCCUGCGUGUUCCAGAGCCACUUCGCCUUGCUCCGGCUGCUGGUGUCUGUGGCCUUGUUUGUGCACAGCGAAGACUACACCAAAGAGGAGCAAGAGGCCUUCCUGCAUGGCCUGAGCGACUCCCUGCAGGUUUCACUAGAUAGUGCGCCGAGCCUCAAACUCCCAAGUUGGAUCCCCUCCAGCGUCCACACAGAGCUCAUGCAGCUUGAGAAAAUCCCAACCUUCUGUGGGCUCAUCAAGUCGUUGGCAGCCAAUGCCGACCAGUGGCAAGAGUACCUGAGUUUCCCGUCCUCCACUGUGAUUGGUCCCAUCCCCUGCCAGUCACAUGCCCAUCUAUCCAUCAUGCAGCGUGCCCUCCUCUGGAAGACGCUCUUCCCCAGCUGGCUGGCGGCCGUGGCCGAAGACCUCGCCGCCUGCCAACUGGGUCAGCCUGUUCACUCGGCCCCACAGGUGGGCUCCAUCCGGGCCCCGCACACAGGCUGCCCGGAGGCUCUCGCCCGCUACCUGCACAAGAACGAUGGACCGGUGAUCAUACAGCUGCCUCACCCAAGCCAGGGGGUGUCAGCAAGCGCCCACCCGAUCCACUGGCUCACCCAGAUCGCCCAGAUCCCCGGUGACACGAGAGUGGUCAAGACGAUCUCUUUGGGGACAAAUAGUGAGAAAAAGUUGAUCCUCAGAGAGCUCGAACUAGGUGCCGAGAAAGGCCAUUGGGUGGUCCUGAACAACUGCCAUCUUGUGAAAGAAUGGGAUGAGGAGGUAGUCCGCAAGCUCACUCAUAUAUUGUCCAUAGCAGCUAAAGGACCCAAGGUGGAGGUGGACCAGGCAUCCCCUUUUGCUACGGCUCAUGUCCAUCCUCUGUUCAGGGUUUGGUUCAUAACUCAGGGGGAAAACCCAUGUUCAGUGCCAGCUGUUGUCAGAGUAUGCGCCCUUCGGCUGGUGUGCGACUCUGCCUGGGACCUGAAGGAGCAGGUGUGCUCGUCCCUGUACUGUGUUGCGCCUCACCUGUCCUCCAGCACGUCCCCCCACAGCUCCAGCUCCAGCUCCAUGGAGCCCAUUCUGCGCUGUGCCACGCUGCACUCUGUGCUGCUCCAACGACAAGCCUUCCAGCACUUGGGUCAGGGCGGCCUCUACAACUGGACCCAGGAAGACCUCGUGACUCUGAUAGAAGCUCAUACCCAGCUCAGUAAACACUGCAGUGACACAACUGAGGCAUUGGAAUAUAUUGCAGCGUAUCUGGUGUACGGCGGUCAUGUGUCCGACUCUGCUGAUCUGGAGGCGGUGGUGGGGGUGACCAGGGCCUGCCUGCGCUCUCCCUCAGCCUCGUGGGGCAGCGGCCCACACACCCUGGCACACAUCAUCAGCUCCUCUGGCCACUUGGGCUUCCAGGGUCUUGACCACCAUGUUCAAAACCUCCGUGACACCAACGACCCUCUCCUACUGGGCUUCGGCUCUGGAAUGGCCGUGGAACAGGUCAAGCUGCACAGCCACUCUCUGCUCACCCUGCUGCACCGGUCACAGAGCCUGCUCAGUGGCCCCCGAGCUCUGACCGGCACGUGGAGGCAUCACGCCUUACUACCGGACUACAAGGAGACCCAGGCAAAGCUGUUGGCCAUUCAGACCUCUCUGCAGCACACGAUAGAUGGUAAAGGGGUGGGAAGCGGAUCCCUUGGGCCCAUGCGUGACUUCCUGCUUACGGAAAAGGACCGGUUGGUAGAGCACGUGGCUUCCCUGCUAGCCAGCCUCUCCACACCAACCUGCAAGGCGCCAUCCUCUUGGACCGAGUGUACAGUUCAGGCUCUCGGCAAACUGGAGAAGAGAGCCGGUCUGCUGCAAGACUACCUGGGGGAGGACUUGUCCAGCUCGACGUUCUUUGCCUGUGUCCUGUCUGUGUUCCAGAAUCCACAAGGCUUCCUUGCUGCUCUCAUCAGGCAGACUGCUCAAGAUAAGCAGAAGGACGUCAGCCAAGUGUAUCUCCAGUAUCAGGUGCUAAACAUUUCCGAGUCUCCUUCAUCCCCUCCCCUCAACCGUGUCUACUUGGGAGGGCUGGAGCUGCAUGGUGCCGUGUGGGUGUCCAAGUAUGCGGCUAUACAGGACACCCUCUCCCACAAGCCCUGCCCCUUACCACUGGUGCUGGUCUGGGGGCUCGAGAGAGCCGACGAGCCGACUCGAGAGAACCUCUCCCCUGGCAGCCCCCAGAGUAGUACCUCGGCCUUUCCAGUGUACAACUGCCCCCUCUACCGGGACCCACAGCUCACAGACGGAGAAUGGGACCUCUCGGAGAAAAACAUCAUAACACAUAUUCCUCUGGUGUCUAAGAUUGACCCAGUGCUUUGUGCUCAGAGGCGAGUGAGGUUGAUCUGCACCCUGUGAAACAAGCUCCAAAUCAUAGUUUGAUUAGAUUUGUUAUAGACUUUGUAUAGAAGAAACUGUUACAAAAAUUCAGCAUCUGAUAUUUGUAUGGUCACUCACUUAAAUAUUUUGAACAAAAUAAAUGAUCAGUUUUGUAACAGUAAUUUCCUGUGUAAUACUUUUAUCUCAAUCAGAAGGUACCGGUAGAUAACAUAAUUUUUUAGAUUUAUAGAGAUUGAGCAGCAGUAACUCACACGUCCGGUUUCCUUUCAACGUGGCAGGAUCUUACACAAGUUUCCUGUGAAUUGUAGAAGUGUGUUUUUUCACAUGCAGCCUCCCAUUCGAUCUAGCUGUA